Molecule: messenger RNA, 2562 nt
Organism: Chanos chanos (milkfish)
Lineage: Eukaryota; Metazoa; Chordata; Actinopteri; Gonorynchiformes; Chanidae
Gene: ntn5
Product: netrin 5
Exons: 6
Coding region: 1-2562 (853 amino acids)
Biological process (GO): animal organ morphogenesis; motor neuron axon guidance; dendrite development
Cellular component (GO): basement membrane
Molecular function (GO): protein binding
Source: RefSeq, a predicted model, not a curated record
AUGGUCAAACUUUACUCCCCUCCCUCCCUUCCUUUCCCUUUUCUCCUCCUUUUCCUCUUCCUCCUGGUUCUCCUGCCUCCCUCCUUAUCCUCUCCCUCCCUCUCUCACUCUCCCCUGCGUUGGACCUCGCCUCACGACCCCUGUUACCACCUUGACGGGCGUCCGCGUCACUGCCUGUCCGAAUUCAUCAACGCUGCCUAUGGAGUGCCCGUACAGAUUGGGGACCCGCAGCAAGGAGCCGAGAGGAACGUUAGCACCUUGACCGACCUCCACAACCCACACAACGUGACAUGCUGGAAGGCGUUUCAGGGUUGGGAAGCGGAUUGGACUUUCACCAUCCCCCUGGGAAGACGUUUCGAGGUCACCUACAUCAGCCUGCAGUUCUGCCAGCAAGGGGAACCAGCCGAGCCCUUCUCGAUCUCUAUCCUCAAGUCCAUGGACCAUGGCCGCAGCUGGCGCCCCCUGCAGUACUACUCCAGUGAUUGCGUCGGAAAAUUCGGCCUCCCUGCCCAGACCCAGGCUAUGAACAGGCACCAGGAGACAGAACCGCUCUGCUCGGAUCCACGGCCCCUUCAGAAGCACCGUGGGGGCAUGGUGCUGGCAUUCUCUACCCUGGAUGGACGACCUUCCUCUCCGGACUUUGACUACAGUCCCGUACUCCAGGACUGGGUGACAGCCACAGACAUCAGAGUAGUGUUUCACCGGUCACAGGGUAGAAUAAACGGAGUGGAAGCGAGGCCAGAACAGAUGGGACAGGUUUUUAAAUGGAGGGCUGGUUCUAGGAGCAAAAUUGUGUCUGUGUUGGAGAAGGGAAAGGAGAAGGCUUUUCUGAGGUUUGAUGAAAAACAUGCAAUGGCCAAAACGACAGAAUCAAAGGGGAGAAAGCAAGGAGACAAAUCAGAGAAAUCUUUGAGGAGAAAUAGUGGCAAGAACUCUGUGCAAGAAAUUGUGCACAAUGUGACCCGGAAAGAGACAGAUACUCAGACAAGAGACAGACCUUCUUCCAGAAAAGGCAAAGGGCGCAGUCGAAAGAAGCAAGACCACCAAUGGAAGCCCUGUCAAGACGGGGGGUGUCCUUGGACUGUUGAGGGACACAGGCGGAGCACAAAGGGCCGAGAGCUGAGGAGGAGAAGAAACAACGGCGAGGGGAAGGGAUCUCGUUCCAGGAGCAAGGGCUAUCACCUGCUCCCGUCCUCUCUCUCAGCACCCCCUCCACCUCCCCUGGCGCUAUCCGACUUGCAAGUCGGCGGGAGGUGCAAAUGUAACGGCCACGCCUCACGCUGUCGCCGUGACAACCAGGGACAAGCAGUGUGUCAGUGUGAGCAUCACACAGCCGGAGCAGACUGCGAUGUGUGCAAGCCCUUUUAUUACGAUCGCCCAUGGCAACGGGCCACACCCACACAGCCACACCCGUGCGUCCCAUGCGAGUGCAACAGUCACUCAAACAAGUGCAGAUUCAGUAUGGCGGUGUAUCAGCAGUCAGGCCGGCGCAGUGGGGGGGUCUGUCUGAAAUGCAGACACCACACGGCAGGACGAAACUGCCAGUUUUGUGAGAACGGCUACACACGGGACCACAGCAAGCCGAUGAACCACCGUAAAGCCUGCCAACCGUGCCAGUGCCAUCCACUGGGAGCUGUGGGUCGUUGGUGUAACCAGUCAACCGGUCAGUGCCUGUGUCGGGAAGGGGUCACAGGUCCGAGGUGCAACCGCUGUGCUCCGGGGUACAAACAGGGCCAUUCGCCCCUUCGACCUUGCCUCCGUAUCCAAGAAGUUGCCCAGCCAACACCAGCAUAUCAGGCCCAGUACAGCAUAGGUGAAGAGUGUCUCUCGUACUGUCAGCCCUCCCAGGCCAAAGUCAGGAUGAAUCUGGAGACCUACUGUCAGACAAACUAUGUUGUGAAGGUGCAGGUGAGAGGUAAAGAGCGAUCCGGACCCUGGUGGCAGUUCUCCAUCUGGGUGCAGUCUGUGUUUCGUGUGGGGACGUCCAGCGUACGGAGGGGUCUUCAGGCACUCUGGGUACCAGAGCACGACCUGAGCUGUGGCUGCCCCGCCCUCCAGGUGGGCCGCACCUUCCUCCUCAUUGGUGCAGAGGAAAGUAGGCGGAGCUGGGCGCCGGGCGAGAGACGAUUGGUGGCAGAUCGGGCCACACUGGCUCUGCAGUGGAGAGAACACUGGAGCCCUAAACUGAGGGGAUUUAGGGGGCAGGACAAGAGGGGGAAGUGUCCCACUGCUCCGUCUGGCAACUCUACCAUACGGAGCCUCUCUCACCUUCAAACACAGCAGGAAUACACACCUCCGCACCUGGUGCAGUCAGAGACAAAUGGUCACACGUAUCCACGGCCUGCUGACACGGGUACACGAACGUCACCGUGGCAACAAGCAGAGCACACACGUGACUCUGAUGGACAGAGCACCCACACACAGCAGACACACGGACAACAUGGACAAAACGGACAUGAGACUCCAAAUGUUCAACUUGAAGAUCAGCAUCAUAGGUCAUCCCUGGUGCAGAACACCCAGAAUCCUUUGCAAAGCACCCAGAACUCCCUGCAGUUACAGUAG